AUGGUUUCGACUGUCAAUGUCAUUAAAGGAAAAAUAGCUUGCAUUUCAGGCGGAAUCGGAGGAAUUGGCUAUCAAUUCGCUAAGGUUCUUUUAAAAUCAGACAUCAAAGGGGUUGUUUUAUUAGAUGUUGAUGCUGAGAAAGCACCGAAAGCUGUUAACGAUUUAAGAGCCUAUGGAAAUGGAAAUGUUCAGUUUGUCCAUGCAGAUUGUAAAUCCAUGUAUCAUGUUGAAUGUGGCCUCCAAAAAGCUGUUGAAGUUUUUGGAAAAUUAGAUUAUGUAAUUAAUAAUGCAGCGAUUAUCGACGAAAAUGAAAUGGAUAUUAUGGUUAACAUAAACUAUAUGAGCACGGUUUAUUCAACGAUUUUAUCUCUUUAUAAAAUCCUCCCGGAUAGUUUAACCGAAAAUGAAGGUGUUAUAAUAAAUAACGCUUGCAUUUUUGGGAUUGAUCCUCUCCCACCAAGCCCGAUUUAUUCCGCUUUAAAACACGCCGUUGUUGGAGUUAGCAGAUCUUUUGGAAGUCCUUAUUAUUAUAACCGAUCGAAAAUCAAAGUAUUGGCUCUUUGCCCGGGGUUAACAGAAACGCAGCUUUCGAGUCCUGCUAAAAUUGAUCAUGGGUGGGAGGAAAUUCGGAAAUUACCUCGACAAGGAGCCAUUUUCCCAGCAAGAUGUCUUUUAAAAAUGUUGACCCAAGGAGAAAAUGGGUCAGUGUGGAUAGCAGAAAAUCAAAAAUGUUAUCAAAUGCCUUUCCAAAAUCGAUUUGAAUUUUAUUCAGAAAGCGUAAAAUAAAUCAAAAAUUAUCAGUAA
Onthophagus taurus is the source of this 804-nucleotide messenger RNA. RefSeq names its product alcohol dehydrogenase 2-like. Lineage: Eukaryota; Metazoa; Arthropoda; Insecta; Coleoptera; Scarabaeidae. Gene Ontology annotation, molecular function: oxidoreductase activity, acting on the CH-OH group of donors, NAD or NADP as acceptor. Gene Ontology annotation, cellular component: cytoplasm. The record is from RefSeq and is a predicted model, not a curated record.